Molecule: messenger RNA, 1417 nt
Organism: Somion occarium
Lineage: Eukaryota; Fungi; Basidiomycota; Agaricomycetes; Polyporales; Cerrenaceae
Source: the annotation of a GenBank genome assembly
UACAGCUUACUAGUAUUACUAGCAUAGAUCAUUUGUACAAUCGUUCUUUACAAGCCAAGCUGUCUAUCUAUUCUGUUCUACAAACACUUUGCCUGGGAGCUUUCAUUGCCCUUAUAGUUGGCUUUGUAUUGAACAGGUUUGUGGCAAGAUCUUCUAGCGAGAUGGACCGACAAUUGGAAGAGAAGAUCGCACAGUUCGUCGGGGUUACUGGGGCAUCAACCAGGGAUGCGAAACGGUUCUUGGACAAGUACAAACGUGUCGACAUUGCCAUUGAUGCAUUCUAUAACGAGCCUGUUGCACUACCAACACGAGCCCCUGCUCCCUCGACGAGCAAGUUGAGCACGUUGUUUGACAAAUACAAAGACCCGGACGGAGAUGAUAUCUCGGUGGAUGGCACGAUCAGGUUCUGUGAAGACCUCAGCGUAGACCCUGAGGACGUCGUCUUGCUUGCUGUAGCAUAUGAGUUGAAGUCACCACGCAUGGGUGAAUGGAGUCGAAAGGGGUGGGUCGAUGGUUGGAAAAACGUUGGUGUCGACUCCAUACCAGCGAUGAAGACAGCUUUGCUUCGACUACGAGACAAACUCGGUUCUGAUCCGGAAUACUUCAAACAAAUAUACAACUACACUUUCGAAUUCGCACGGCCGCCGGGCCAGCGUAGUCUAGGUCUAGAUAUGGCUCAGGGUUUUUGGCAAAUCCUUCUUCCACAUGGGCUACAAGGCGGCGCGCUUGCACACACUCAACAUCGUUCGUCUGAUGAAGAGGACGAGGACGUCAUGAUGGUAACCGAUGAGGAAGGCUGGAAGCCAGAAUAUACUCAAUGGUGGUUGGACUUUCUCAACGAGAAAGGAGGCAAGGGAAUCAGUAGAGACACUUGGCAGAUGUUCCUGGACUUUCUGCGCACUAUCGAUGCAAAGUUUGAGAAGUACGAUGUAGAAGCUGCGUGGCCUUCCUUGAUAGACGACUUCGUCCAGUAUGCAAGGGAUCGCCUCAAGGUUGAAGCUACAUGACCGAUAGUAGCCAUAGACAUAAAACUUGCAUGAAGCCUAGGAUGACUUCCAACAGCACGCGGCUUUGACGGACAUGUAGCAAUGUUGUAUCAUAAAACCUUCUUGCCUGGUCUUUUGGCAGUUGUACGGAGACGAAUAGCAGCGGCAAAGCAAAUGAAUGUAUUUGAUGCCUCGGUGGUCACAACGUCCCUCUCCGCUGUCAUAUACGGGUCAGGAGCCAGCAUGCAGCAUAGUGCGGGAAAGCCUGCCGAAUCUGUAACAAGUCGGAUUAUCGGAGCACGAUAGCAGCUUCCAUGCAAGUAUUGCGGUGCUUGCUGCGUGUUUACAUCGGUUCUCUAAGGGAGGGCCUCGAUUUGUCGUAAAUUGGUGGAUAACGUACAAUAAUAAUGCUAACCGUUCCUUGGCAUAAC